Molecule: messenger RNA, 2182 nt
Organism: Schistosoma rodhaini
Lineage: Eukaryota; Metazoa; Platyhelminthes; Trematoda; Strigeidida; Schistosomatidae
Source: the annotation of a GenBank genome assembly
AUGAGAUUUGUAUGGCGCAUAUGGCGCUCAAAUCAUAUCAAUGAUUUGGUCUUUCUCAUCAUUACUAUUACAUUAUUUCUACUUCGCCAUUCAUACUGCUAAUUUUAUCUCGUCGUACUGAUGUGGUUUGAAAACUUUACGUUGAUUAGGACUGAUUAGUCAACUCUUAACUGUUGUAAUAUGAGAAGACUUUCGUCUCUUUCUCAAACUUUGAGACUAAGUGAAAUAUUUGGCAGUAGGGAUAAGGUUAUCUUAUGAUGAUAGAGAAAUCUAAUCAAAUAAUCAAAAUAUACAUAUAACCACUCAGUCGUCAAUAAUAAUACAACUGAAAAGUCUUUGUUUACUGUCGUUGAACUGCUGUUAUAAUAGUUCUGUCUAGAGGGUUAGGAAGUUGUUCACACCAAAUAUAUUUUCGUAACACUUACGUUUGACUUAGUGUUUCUGAAUUAAAAUAUUAGAUAUUUACCCUUUAUAUGUAAAAUUUAUCUUUAUCAUUUUGAAUUCUUUUAGAUUGUGUUUAGCUUGAUUUAUGUCUAAUAUAUUUGAAGGCAAUAAAAAUAUUACAACUGAAGAUGGAAGACUAUUGUAUAACUUCUUCAGUCUACUUUAUAUUUUUGGAGGAGCGGUUCCUUAUAUUCCACAAUAUUUGAAAAUUCGCAAAACAGAAUCUAUUAAAGGUUUUUCCUCAUUUGUCUGUUUUUUACUUUUAAUAUCGAAUAUUCUAAGGAUAUUGUUUUGGUUUGUACAACCAUUUUCAACCGCCUUACUUUUUCAAAGUUUCAUUAUGAUUGCUACUAUGCUUAUUCUGCUGAGAACUAUUACUCAGUUGUCUAGCAUAAAGCGUUCUCCGUCUAUGCCAUGUACAAACAGUAUUAGGAAAGCAGAGACAGAAAGUUGGAAUAUCAAUCAGUUCAAAGAUAUCUGGUUUCGUAAUUUUUGGAAAUGGACACAUUUCUCUAACUAUUUAUUAUUCCUAUGUUUAUUUACACUGAUUUCUGGUCUGUGCACUUACUUAUUGUCAUCGAGUCAAAUCUAUGUUCAAUUAUUGGGGUUUACUGCCUUGUUUAUUGAAUCGAUGUUGGGUUUACCACAAUUUACAAAGAAUUUUUAUAAUAAGUCGAUUGUUGGAAUGAGUGUUUAUCUAUUUUUAUUUACAUUACUGAGUUGUGGACUCAAAUCCGCUUCACACACUUCAGUUCAAGCAAUCGGAUAGCACAAUUUGCUGUCAAACAAAUAGUACAUCACAAAAUCUGGGUAAGCGGACUUGCAAUUCGUUGCUGAGUUGCAUUAAAGAGGAUUCGAAGUUCUCACUGACAUUUAUUAUUGUACAAACCUUUUGAUGAACCAUCCAAGACUGUUUGAGCCAAAGACAAACAGAGAUAAUAUAUUGAAUCCUUAAAAAUUAGAUUAAAUAAUAAUAAAUAGAGCCUACUUACUACAGUUCCUUGAGUUGUAGCUUUUGGAUUGGAGUAAAGUCCGGUAAACUUUAUGGGUCAGUUUCGGUGGUUUCAUUACUAUAUUAAUCUAGGUGGAGUUCAAACAAACAAGGGAAAUGGAACCAACCUUGAUACUGAGGAUAAAAUGAUGAUUGAUCUUUGGAUCAAUGAAUGAAAUUGGGAUGGUGAAAGAUAUAACUGGGUACUUAUUUAACUGACAAUGUCCCUUUACCUUUAUAGAGUAUUCUCGUUUCGUUUGAACGUAUGCUCCAUUUGAUCAGUUUAUCCUGAAUGUUUAGUUUUAGGAGCUCUACUUGUAUGAAUAUAUGCCACACACAUAUCUUGCCCUCGUGAAUGUAAUGUUAGCACUGCAAAAAGUAAAUUAUGGUAAAUAUUGUUUUCAUUUCUUGAAAAAUAUCAACCGAUUAGUUGUUCGGGAUGCAGAUGAUCCAGAUAUCAAAAUUAAUUAUCUGUUUAUAGUACAGAGCACUCAGCCACAUAUAACCCUGAUCUUUUACGACUGUCUUAUUUAAACAUAAGAGAGUUCAUUUCUUGAUUAUCGAUAAAUUAAUAUUUAAAAUUAGUUUUUAUAAAUCUCAUUCAAUUUUGAAUGUUUCACCAGUACUUCUAACUUGUCAAAGAAUCAAUAUGAAUUCUGAUAGCUUUUGGCAUUUCUCGAACUAUCUUGUGGAGCUGUACAACUAUUGUGAAAUUUCCUUAGGAUGUAUAUAUAUAUAUAUAUAUAU